Molecule: messenger RNA, 975 nt
Organism: Ostrinia furnacalis (Asian corn borer)
Lineage: Eukaryota; Metazoa; Arthropoda; Insecta; Lepidoptera; Crambidae
Exons: 7
Coding region: 6-917 (303 amino acids)
Source: RefSeq, a predicted model, not a curated record
GAGCCAUGCAGAAACUAGUUAUUUUAGUUGCCUGCAUCGCUGCAGCCAGCGCUGCAACUCCCUGGAACAGUGGACUUAGCGUCCGUUUCGGGGUUGGUCUUACCGGUUGGGGUUCAUCCUUCUUCAUCUCCGUCCCGCAAACUGUGUCCGACGCCAAGAACUCCCGUUGGGUGGAGACCGCCAGGCCCGAUGGCCCUCUCAGCAGCCUGGUGAUGCUGUGCCCCUCACAGGACGAUGUGGUCCUCUGCGCCCUCUAUGAUGACAACGAUGAUGUUGCUGGUCUGCAAGUUGCUCUGCCCACUGACAGCUACACCGACGCUGCUCUGGACUGGGAAACCCAAGGCUACACGAGCUGGACUGCGCCCGAAAACUCCAGUGGUGAUGUCAGGACUUACUGGACCUUGCAGCAAUACUUUGUCUCUGAAGCUACCCUGAGGAAGAGCAAAGAGGAGCGCCGCGCCUCCCGCUCCCUCAGCCGUGGGGUGUUGCAAGAGGACGCCGUGUGGGUCACCGGCUUCAACGGGGACCUGGUGAAGAUCUCCGGCAACGCCACCGAGGUCACCGACACCGCCACCUCCCUGUUCACUGAACAGGCUUGCGUCAUUCUCAUGGGUCGCCACUACUACUACAACAUGUCGCCCACCACCGAGUGCUCGUCCUCCACGCUGCUGCCGUGGUUCCCACUUCUGGACGUGCGCACUGAGCAGCUGAUCGGCACGGGCUUCAUGUCGUUCGGUCAGCUGCCCGCUUCAGCCCUCGUCAAGGACUACUUCGAAAGACCCACUGAGAGUGACGUCAAGAUGAUCGUGCCCAACGGCCCCGACUGUAUCUACGAGCUGGCGGCGAGCCCCGGCCUGGUCACCAUGCACAUCUACUACGUGGAUUCACCCUGGCUCAUCAACUGCAUCAACAACUAAGCUCAAGAAUCCCACGUCUUAGUCCUUACCAUCGAAUGUAAAUAUUUAAUAAACUCUA